Charadrius vociferus (killdeer) is the source of this 703-nucleotide messenger RNA. It is a transcript of the gene NIPSNAP3A, whose product is annotated as nipsnap homolog 3A (C. elegans). The record is from RefSeq and is a predicted model, not a curated record. The coding region runs from base 87 to 686 and encodes 199 amino acids. Gene Ontology annotation, cellular component: mitochondrion. The transcript is spliced from 5 exons. Lineage: Eukaryota; Metazoa; Chordata; Aves; Charadriiformes; Charadriidae.
AGGUACUUGCAUCCCUUGCUACUGGGCCCAGACAAGAUAAUAGCAUUUUCUACGAAAUUCGCACGUAUGAUAUUAAGCCAUCAAAGAUGAAGGAGUUUGUGGAAAUGAUCAACAAGCACUUUCAUCUUCGCACAGCUCACUCAGAGCUGGUGGGAUUCUGGUCUGCAGAGCUGGGAGCGAUGAAUAAGGUUGUCCACGUUUGGAAGUACGAGAAUUUUGCCCACAGAACAGCAGUCCGGCAUGCGCUAGCCAAUGACAAAGACUGGCAGGGAAAAUUCAUCUCCCCAGCUCUCCCCUUGAUAGAAAAGCAGCACAAUGAGGUUGCUUAUCUGGUACCCUGGUGUCAGCUUGGGAAGCCUCCAAAAGAAGGGGGAGUAUAUGAAUGGGUUACUUUCCAGAUGAAGCCUGGUGGGCCAGCAUUGUGGGGUGAAGCGUUUCGAGCUGCAAUCAAUGCUCACAUCAACACAGGCUACACCAAACUGAUUGGUGUUUUCCACACAGAGUAUGGAUUACUUAACACAGUCCACGUGAUCUGGUGGAAUGAGAGCCCAGAUCACCGGGCAGCGGGAAGGCACAGUGCCCAUGAAGACGCCAGAGUGGUAGCAGCUGUGCGGGACAGUGUCAGAUUCUUGGAGUCCCAGCAAAAUAUGCUCCUGAUUCCUCUGCAAUGCUCGCCGCUGAAGUAACCUUCUUCUAAAGGAUG